Aspergillus glaucus CBS 516.65 is the source of this 339-nucleotide messenger RNA. RefSeq lists its product as uncharacterized. The record is from RefSeq and is a predicted model, not a curated record. The transcript has 2 exons. Gene Ontology annotation, biological process: positive regulation of translational elongation. NCBI's taxonomy places the organism in Eukaryota, Fungi, Ascomycota, Eurotiomycetes, Eurotiales, Aspergillaceae. The annotation marks the transcript as partial. Gene Ontology annotation, molecular function: translation elongation factor activity; ribosome binding; RNA binding.
CAGGCCGGCGACUUGGAGGAAGGCAGUUAUGUCGUGAUUAAGGGCCAUGCAUGUCUGAUUAGGGACAUGUCUACAUUGAAAGUAACAAGAAGGGGCGUGCAGAAGGUUCCGAUCAUCGGGUUGGAUAUCUUCAGCGGAAAGAAACUCGAAUAUAUAUGUCCUACAGCGGCUGAAAUGGAUGUUCAGAAUGUGGAGUAUAUAGACUAUGAGCUCAUGGGGUUUUCUCUGGAUGGGAAUGAAAAGACGGAUCUCUCACUCCCUGAUGGCCCAUUGGGGAGUGCUAUUAGAGAAGCUAAAGAGGAUGGGAAGGCAACUUCGGUCAAAGUUGCCAGUGCAUUG